Molecule: messenger RNA, 2152 nt
Organism: Sus scrofa (pig)
Lineage: Eukaryota; Metazoa; Chordata; Mammalia; Artiodactyla; Suidae
Source: RefSeq, a predicted model, not a curated record
CCCAUCAGGCCAGGCCCCGCCCCGGCCCGUCGCCAUGUUGUUCCCUCUGUGCUGGACCAGAGCAACCGGAGUCGGACCUGGGCAGUGCAGCCGAGGUGGCCUGUCCGCCUUGUCGUCGACCGUCUCUGUUUCCUCAUUACACCUGGACGGGGCGGCUCGGAGCUCCCGGGCGUCCUUCGUGUGGCCGCGAGAAACUCCCUGCACUGCUUUGAUGAGCCUGGCAGGGUGGUGAACGCUCUCCCCGCUGGCCGUGUCCCAGUGAAUCUCCCAGCAGCCCUCGAGUUUCCCUUCUGCCUUGGCUGCCCAGAAGGAAGCUUCACAACCUUUUGUGCUGCCUUUGCCUUAGCCCAGCUUUUCCUCUGUCACAUCAGGUACCUCGCCUUCAAGCGGCGCUUCUUUUUUCCUUGUUUGUGUUAGCUUUAUUUUAUUCUCCAGAAUAUUCUAAACCACUCAGAAUGUGGGCGAAUUUUGAAGAACGAAUGAAAUACUUUACAAUUCAUUUUGACAACAUUUUACAGUUGUCUGAAUGGAAUGCUUAGAAAAGUAGUGUGAGCAAGGCCAGGUGAAAAAUUUUUUGAAAAAAUGGUGAUUAUAGUAUUUGAUUCUAGGGCUUUAUAGGCAGAGAGAGUUCAUGGACUGCUUUCUGGUGCAGUUUUCCCUUUGAAUUAAGAAUCUAGCUACUGAUAGAAGUCAGGUAUUUUUUUCACAUUUUAGUUCUGCUACUUAGUAGCAUGUUUGGCCUCCAUGUGUUUAUGUUUUUUUGCAGUUUUUCUCUUGAAAUCUUGGGUUUAUUCUUAAAAUUAUGAAAACAGAUUGAAUGUACAUUGUUAAGGUGAGCUUUUUAAUUUUUCCUUUACAGAUAAUGAUGUUUGAACUGAACAAUUAAGGUAAGAUUUAUGACCUAUGUAAUGUGCUUUUCUCAUUCAGAUUUCUUUAUAGGAUUUAGCUGAUUGCUAAAGUCAUGUUUUAACCUUGGUGAAGAUUAUUGCCUGUGGGCAGUCCUUCUAAACUGGAAUAUAAAAGACUUCAUAUUACAUUUUAAGGGUUCUGAAAUCAAAGAUCUUGAGAUUCAUCAUGGCAGGAAAAUCAUCGCUUUUUAAAGUAAUUCUCCUUGGAGAUGGUGGAGUUGGGAAGAGUUCUCUGAUGAACAGAUACGUGACUAACAAGUUUGAUACCCAGCUCUUCCAUACGAUAGGUGUGGAGUUUCUGAAUAAAGAUCUGGAAGUGGAUGGCCAUUUUGUUACCAUGCAGAUUUGGGACACGGCUGGUCAGGAGCGAUUCAGAAGCCUGAGGACGCCAUUUUACAGAGGUUCUGACUGUUGCCUGCUGACUUUUAGUGUCGAUGAUUCUCAGAGCUUCCAGAACUUGAGUAACUGGAAGAAAGAAUUCAUAUAUUAUGCGGAUGUGAAAGAGCCUGAAAGCUUUCCGUUCGUGAUUUUGGGUAACAAGAUUGACAUCAGCGAACGGCAGGUGUCUGCAGAAGAAGCUCAAGCCUGGUGCAGGGACAACGGCGACUAUCCUUACUUUGAAACAAGUGCAAAAGAUGCCACAAAUGUCGCAGCGGCCUUUGAGGAAGCAGUUCGAAGAGUGCUUGCCACCGAGGAUAGGGCGGAUCACUUGAUUCAGACAGACACCGUCAGCCUGCACCGAAAGCCCAAGCCCAGCUCCUCGUGCUGUUGAUGUGCUGUUGAUGGUUUGAGAGGGAGGCUGUCCUGCGAUCUAACCAACUCACACACGCACAGAUAAGCACACCGUGGAGAAGAGAAUUAGCGUUGCAGCAAUGAAACGUACUCCUAAAACUAAACUAACCACAUUGCUGCCUCAUGGGUGGGUGGGAGAAGGGACACAGCCACUCACAGGAGAAUCUGUUUACUCAGUAUGGCACCUUACGUUUAUCAACUGUAACGGUUGUCUAAUAAUGUUUAAUUUAAAUAUGUAAGUUACCGAACUAAUGAGAUGACCAAGACUAUAAUUAUAAUUAAAACACUUGAGGAUUCUAGAAGUUACUGUCUUUUUCCCGGGAAAUUGGAGAACUACUUUUUCUAUGUGUAUAUUUUUAUGUAAUUAGCAUUCUGUCCCUGGUUUAGGGAAAACAUGUCCUAAGCAAUAAUGUUAGAUAUUAAAGAUUAAAAUCUAAUGCAUUUGCACUGUA